Messenger RNA from Camelina sativa (false flax), 1044 nucleotides. Lineage: Eukaryota; Viridiplantae; Streptophyta; Magnoliopsida; Brassicales; Brassicaceae. The record is from RefSeq and is a predicted model, not a curated record.
AUGGCUUUACAUCUAGUGCUUGUUCUUUCUUUUUAUAUGCUUUUAACCUUGGGGGCAAAUGGAAUCAUGGCUUCGGUUUUACAGGAUUUUGAUUGUGUGGAUAUAUACAAACAACCCGCUUUCCAACAUCCACUGUUAAAAAACCACAAGAUUCAGGAAAUUUUCAUUUCAAAUGAAAGCCAUAGAAUAAAAAAUAAGUAUCAAAUAAAUGAUCAAAGUUGUCCAAAAGGAAUGGUACCAAUUUCAAAGCAAAAAAAUAAAACUGAAAGCGUUCAUCUUGACACGUUGGAGUAUCCUGGCCAACAUUUUGCAACAAUUGAGACUGUAUUGGAUGGGACCAUCUAUCGAGGAGCAGAAGCGUAUAUAAGUCUUCAUAAUUUAACUGUACAAAAUAAUCAAUACAGUAAAAGUCAAAUUUGGUUAGAGAAUGGACCUCAGGAUCAACUCAAUAGUAUACAAGUUGGUUGGGCGGUGCAUCCAAGAUUAUAUGGUGACAGUUUAACAAGAUUUACAAUAUAUUGGACCGCAGAUGGCUAUAAAAAAACUGGAUGCUAUAAUAUAAAAUGUCCUGGAUUUGUUCUUGUUACUCGAGACCUUCAUCUCGGAACAACGUUUGAUAGAUCCUCUGUUUAUGGUGGUACAACUUAUUAUUUUCAACCAAAAAUUUUUCAGGAUGGCUUCACCGGAAAUUGGGCAUUAAAACUAUUUGAUGAAAUAAUUGGAUACUGGCCAAAAGAGUUAUUUACACAUUUAAACAAAGGAGCUUCUUUGGUACGCUUUGGAGGGAAUGUGUUUACAUCUCCUAGUGGAAUUAGUCCUCCAAUGGGAAAUGGUCAUUUUCCAGUUAUUGACUUUCAAAAAUGUUCACAAUUUUAUUCUGUUAGAGUUAAGAAUUUGAACUAUCAAAGCGUUGAUAUUGAAGAAAAGAAAAUAAGACGUUAUGCUGAUUCAUACCAGUGUUAUAGACUAACAUAUUGGGGAUAUGUCAAGAGCAGUGGAGUACUCUUCACUUUUGGAGGACCAGGUGGAAAUUGUGGCGCUUGA